UUGAUCGCUGAAGGAAUACUGAGAGUGAGUGAGCGAGCGCCCUCGCGGAGUUACAAACUGGAUGGAGCCAACUGAAGUACAUACUUUAGUUAUAUUAAGUGGAUUUUGACAGCGGAUCUCUGGCUUCAGUCUGACGACGUUUCCCACUGGAUCUUAUAGCGUGCCCACUGGGGAAAAUAAAUCAUUAUUUGCAAGAAACAUAGCUGGCAUGCGCUAAUAUGGAAACCAAACCAUUCUUGUCUCUAGCUAUAAGGAGGAUGGCUGGAAUUCUGCAGCUAUUUUAAAAGCCUUUCUUAGUUCAGACUGCUUCACUCUCCAUCCAUCGCAACAUCUCCGUGUCUCUUCCUGGCAGCAUCUCAUGAAAGGGCUCCUGAAAAACCCCUGCUCAGUAGCACCGCCGUGUUUGCGGAGCUGGCCGGGCGACGCUGGCAGUUCGCCCAAUGGCUGCUCCAGCUUCAUGGGUACAUACCCGCUACAACAGCGCAGGAUAUCCACAGACUCCUCCGGCCAGCUCUCGUCGUCUCCUCUGAGCUCCUCAAUGGGUCACCGAUGCAUCAGUAACCAUCCUCUCCACCCGCCCUUGCACAACCCAUCCGCCAUGAGCUCCAGCCCGGGUCAGCUGCAUUCGCCCAUCAGCACCCUCAGCUUGCCCAUCAACGGCCUCCACUCGCCAUACCCCAUCAUCAGCUCGCCCAUGGGCCAUCCUUCCAUGAGCGGCCCGUCCUCCACCAGCAUGACCUUCAGACCCAGCCUGAGCCCACAGCUCACUUCACCCAUGAAUGCAGUCAGUAGUUCGGAGGAUGUUAAACCCCCUCUGGGUCUGAACGGGGUGAUGAAGGUCCCGGCACAGCCCACAGGCACAUCCCUCUCCCUCACUAAACACAUAUGUGCCAUUUGCGGAGACCGUUCAUCAGGUAAACACUACGGGGUGUACAGCUGUGAGGGCUGUAAGGGCUUCUUCAAGAGAACGGUGAGAAAGGAUUUGACGUACACUUGCCGAGACAACAAGGACUGUUUAAUUGACAAACGCCAACGCAACCGCUGCCAGUACUGCCGCUAUCAGAAGUGCUUAGCCAUGGGAAUGAAGAGAGAAGCCGUUCAGGAGGAGCGGCAGCGGGCGAAGGAGCGGAGUGAGGAUGAGUUCAGCAGCUGUGCCAAUGAGGACAUGCCCGUGGAGAAGAUUCUGGAAGCCGAACUGGCAGUGGAACCAAAGACGGAGACCUACGUGGAGGCCAACCUGAGUGCGCCUGCCAAUUCUCCUAACGACCCUGUAACAAACAUCUGCCAAGCAGCUGACAAGCAGCUCUUUACCUUAGUGGAGUGGGCCAAGCGGAUACCUCACUUUUCUGAUCUCCCACUGGAUGAUCAAGUCAUCCUCCUGCGAGCAGGGUGGAAUGAACUCCUGAUUGCCUCUUUUUCGCAUCGUUCCAUAGCUGUGAAAGAUGGGAUAUUAUUAGCUACAGGCCUUCACGUCCACAGAAACAGCGCACAUACCGCCGGUGUGGGAGCCAUCUUUGACAGAGUGUUGACAGAGCUUGUGUCAAAGAUGAGAGACAUGCAAAUGGACAAGACUGAACUUGGAUGCCUGCGGGCCAUUGUUCUGUUCAAUCCAGAUUCAAAAGGACUGUCUAAUUCAUCAGAGGUGGAGGCAUUAAGGGAAAGAGUGUAUGCAUCUCUAGAGGCCUACUGUAAACACAGAUACCCCGAUCAGCCUGGGAGAUUUGCCAAGCUGUUACUGCGUCUGCCUGCCCUGCGCUCCAUCGGCCUAAAGUGUCUUGAACAUCUCUUCUUUUUCAAGUUAAUCGGAGACACACCCAUCGACACUUUCCUAAUGGAAAUGCUCGAAGCGCCACACCAAAUGACAUAAGGGAAUGUCACAGGAUCUCUGAUCUCACAGGAGAGGACUGAACUCAGAGUAAUUCUACCUUGGCGUUUCAUCAGAAACAUUGUGCAAUCCACAAAAUACUGUGUUAUGGUCCAUUACGGAAUACCACGCAGGAUGGAUUAAGUGAGUUUUUUCCUGGUUUGCAUGCACGUUUGGGAAGUCUCACAGAUUCUGGAGUUUUUGGUUUCUCAUUUCUUCUGCCUUACAGAGGUCUACCUCUGCUUUCCUUUGAGUACACAGCCAAACCGCCUCAUCUCUGAGCUCACAAUCAUUUUGCUGUGAAUUUUCAGAUUUCAUAAGAGGAAACAAAAUACCUCAGAUGCACUUCUUCAUGCAGCUGUCCUUAAAAAACACAUCACUGUAUCUGCCAUUGGAAGUUUUUGCUCAAACUGUGCAGUUAACGGAACCAUAGUAACAUUUUUCCUCCCCAAGCACUUAGAAAUUGCUUCUUUUAAGCGGUAUUGUAAUACGUCAGGAUUCUGAAAGUCCAUCUUCAUGAGGAAGAAACUGCAUGCAGUUUGGCUUUAAUUACUUUUUGGAAGAUAAAUGGGCCUAUGAAUAACAGAAUGGUCUAAAAAGAAUGAAAAGCAGGUGUACUCCUGGCUGAACUCACGCUGGAUGAAAAUACAAUGAUUCAUUGUUAGAAUUGUGUAAAAAAUACUUAGGCUUUUUCAUGAUGUUUUACCUCUAUAAUUCAGCAUAAAUAUGUAUUAAGUAUUUCCAAAGACUUCCAAUAAUGUAUCAUCUGAUAAUUCCCAGCAGGUGGGUGUUUGUGAUUUGAAAAUAUGCAAGGAGUUAAAGGAAUGCAGAUGAUAGUCUGGCCUCAGGGAAUGGCGAGGUUUGGGAAGUGCCAUGCCUGUCCCCUAUUGGAAAAGUUGUUACAUUGCAGCUGCACUCAUUUGCUAUUACAUGAAUUUGUUACAGUUUAAGAGUUGGGUUUUUACAGAAUGCUUGGCAAACAUUGCAAAAUAACAUUUCUAAGCCUCAGGUUGAUACAAAUGCAAUUUUUGGUUCUGUUGUGCAGUCUUAUCUGUGUCAUAAGGAAGAAAGUGUAAUGAUAGAUUUCAUAACAUUUGUAUUAACGCAUCAAACCUCAAUUGCAGAUUGAGCCAAUCUGAACCAGUGUUUUCAUGAUGACAAUUAAUUUUAAUAACUAUCAUUUGAAUUGGGGAAGUAUGUGUAGCAGCAGUUACAUUAGCAGUGCAAAAGACCUACUGAUUUAGACAAAACAUUAUGCCAAAAGAUAAUGCCAUGCCUCACAGCAACAUGAGUAUUCAGUCUAAUAUGCACAUAAACUGUCUAUGUAAUUAUUAUUAUAGAACCUAAAGUUCUAGUAGUCAGGGAGAAAUUUGAAUAGGCCAUCAGGGAAGAUUAGCAGACUUUUGUUUGUUCUGUCAUUGGACAUCUUUGGCCUUUCAUUACUCCAAAACAAGCAUAUUUAGAAUGUGCAUACAGGAACUAAAGACCCCUUGCUGAGGUAUAGACAAAACACAGACAAUGUAAAGCGCUCUUGGGUUUACACUGUUGGACUAGUCAAACUGGGUUCGUUAGACUAUCAAGAGCCAGCCACAUCUUACCCGAUAACGGCUACAAUCCUGAUGUGCCGCCAUCAGACAUCUGUAUUUUCCUGUGAGACUCCAAUUCAUCACAGGACAUGUCAGCAAAACACAAAAGAGAUGCAUUUUAAGAUAAUUAUCUAUUUUUGUACGACGUGUAAUUUUUUUUCUCUCUGUAUCAUUUUGUCUGUUCUAUAUUGUACACAUUGUUGGCAUAAAUAUUCAUUUUUAAGUGGAGCUGUGCCCUCAAACCUGGACUGAGGGAAAGGUUAUGUGCAUAGACUCUCUGUUCCUCUGCCAUUUGUUUUCAUGGUACCCUCACCUGAGAGCUGAGGACGGCUCACUCAUUCUUUUUUACAAGACAAACGGAGGGUGUAUUGUGUAUUAUCCUGUUAUGUCUGUUCAAAGGACUAUUAAAUUUCAGAUUGUAAAAAAAAAAAGAAAAAAAAAAACUUAUGUUGUCUUAUGUUAGAAAACAUCAGAAUUAUUUGAUAGUUAUUAAUAAAUGAUG
This is a messenger RNA of Cyprinus carpio (common carp), 3952 nucleotides long. Its product is annotated as retinoic acid receptor RXR-alpha-B. Gene Ontology annotation, molecular function: nuclear steroid receptor activity; zinc ion binding; nuclear receptor activity. Gene Ontology annotation, cellular component: RNA polymerase II transcription regulator complex; nucleus. The record is from RefSeq and is a predicted model, not a curated record. Gene Ontology annotation, biological process: anatomical structure development; response to retinoic acid; positive regulation of transcription by RNA polymerase II. Lineage: Eukaryota; Metazoa; Chordata; Actinopteri; Cypriniformes; Cyprinidae.